AUGGCGCUUGUCACCUUGUUGAAUUCUCCGCAAGCUGUGCUCGCCUUUGGAGGAGCUUUGUUGCUUUUGCCUCUUGUUUACUACGCCAGUCUGGCCAUAUACAAUAUCUUCUUUCACCCUUUGGCACAUUACCCUGGGCCGAUACUUGCCCGUGCCAGCCAUUUGUGGCGUCUGAAAGGAUACUUGUAUGGCACCGAAGCUCACGACAUCUUGGAGGCCCAUAACAAAUAUGGCGGUGUCGUUCGCCUUGCACCGGACGAGUUAUCCUACGUGAGCCCAAUUGCAUGGAAGCAAAUCUACGGUCACAAGACGGCGGGUCAGCCAGAAUGUCCAAAGGAUCCCGGGCAUCACGCGGAUCUCAAGAUUCAGACCAUCCUCAAUGCCGAUCAGGAAUACCACGGUGUCCUCCGCAGGCUGCUCGCACACAGCUUCUCGGACAAGGCAUUGAGGGAGCAAGAAUCAGUCUUGCUCGAGUAUGCCGAUAUCAUGGUCCGGAGAAUUGGGGAAGAAGGGCAAAACGGAGCACGAGCUGUUGAUAUAGUGGAAUGGUAUAACUUCUUCACCUUUGACGUUAUAGGCUAUCUGACCUAUGGUGAAACGUUCGGCUGUUUGUCCAGCUCCGAGCUACAUCCAUGGAUUGAUCUCAUGUUUGUCAUGGUCAAACAAAAGGCCUUCUACCAAUGCCUUCAUCGUCUACCAUCCUUUUUACGACCGGCAUUCAACCACUUCUUCCGCCCCGCCGGGCGUCAAACCACUACGACUGUACCAAAGGGUUUAGCCAGGGAUAAGAUUCAAAAUCGGAUACACUAUGAGACCAAGACUCUGGACCUGGUUUUCAAGCUGAUCGAGGCAUACAAAGACGGCAAAAUGUCGUUUGAACAGCUCGAGAGCAAUACCAUGGUGCUCAUCGUGGGAGGGGCCGAAACUACAGCGACAUUAUUAUCUGGCGCGACAUACUAUCUACUCACGAAUCCAGCCUCCCUGGCGAGAUUGACAAGGGAAGUGCGCACAACCUUUGCCAGCCCGGCGGACAUCAACUUGACCUCGGUCAACGGGUGUCCGUAUCUGCUCGCCUGCCUGGAGGAGGCUCUUCGCGUCUACCCACCAUCCCCGCAGACACAUACUCGCAAAGCCCCGCGCGGAGGGGUCGAGAUCGACGGCCAGUUCGUGCCGGAAAACACGACGAUCGGUGUGCCCAUCUACGCCGCCUGCCACAGCCCCUUGAAUUUCGGGGCCCCGGACAAGUUCAUCCCGGAGAGAUGGCUGGGGAACGAGUCGUCGUCGGCCUCCUUUGCGAGAGACCGGAAAGACGCCGCCCAGGUCUUCUCGAUCGGACCGCGUGCUUGCAUCGGGCGCAAUCUGGCACUUUUGGAAAUGCGACUCGUCAUGGCCAAGCUGUUGUGGCAUUACGAUUUGAAGGAUUGUUCCAGUGGCAAUGGCAACGGCAGCAACGUGUGGGCAGACCAGAGGAUGUACAUGCUCUGGGAUAAGCCGCCUCUUAUGGUCAAGUUGGUCAAACGGGACUCGGAAUAG
Molecule: messenger RNA, 1533 nt
Organism: Fonsecaea pedrosoi CBS 271.37
Lineage: Eukaryota; Fungi; Ascomycota; Eurotiomycetes; Chaetothyriales; Herpotrichiellaceae
Exons: 6
Coding region: 1-1533 (510 amino acids)
Molecular function (GO): heme binding; monooxygenase activity; oxidoreductase activity, acting on paired donors, with incorporation or reduction of molecular oxygen
Source: RefSeq, a predicted model, not a curated record